AUCUCGUGCUGCCAAUGCCUCCCGAUCUCAGCCAUUCACUGAGUCAUUCACCAGCAAUGCUAACACAUCAAGCCCUAAGGCUGCAAAACAAGACACGGGAAACUACUACCGGGAAAUUGGUGGUGGAUCUAUAAUUGGCGACGUUGAGGAGCACUCGCCCGCCUAUACGGGAAAUACCAACAACACGGGUGGUAGUGGCGGGGGCCAACUUCCUCGGGCUCGCACUUCAGUGCCAGGAAAUCGAGCCGGUCGAUUUUCUUCAGUUGAAGCGCCCGCCAAUUCUCCCGUCUCCUCGGCCAGCGGUGGAAGUCAUCACAGCAGCGGCAACAACUCUCAAGCAAAGUCCCCUGCUCGAAGGACGGCUGCAAAUGGAAACAGCGGAAAUGGAAUCACCAGCAACAACACAGCUCGCAACUCCAACUUUUCCUCAAAUCAGCCACUUCGAGCAGGCACUGCGCUCAGUCGAUCAGAAGCCAAUCUGCAGAGUGCACUUUCAGGUUCUUCAGCAAGUCGUCCAGCAAACAAGCCACCAGCAAGUGUGGACCUUCUGGGCCCUAAUCCGCUGACGACCAUUCUGAGCGACGACGAGCUGCUGCACUUUGUGACGCAGCCGAUCAGCGCCGAGGUGACGCUGCAGUGCACCAUCAUUCGCGACAAGAAGGGCCUCGACCGGUCCUUCUAUCCCACCUACUACAUGCACUUGCAGGACAUCAUAAUCAAUCAACCGGGAGGGGCGGUGUCGGGCGAAUCGGCGCUAAAGUCCUCGCUGUCAAACAACAACUUUGGUAGCACUAGUUCUUCAGCUGGAGGAGGUGGUGGUCAGUUGGAGGGCACGGCGACCAUAUCAAUGUCGGAGAGUGUGGACAGUCUGGAGAGUAUCAAGUCCAAUGAUGACGAGGUAGUUGAUCACUCCAGAAAUGGAGGUCAACAGAGAAAUCAGUAUCAGCAGCAGCAUCAGCAAACUCCUUCGCCAAAUAACAAGGGCACCACAAACAAUAGCAACAACAGUGCCACUGGUCGAAAGGUUUUCNCUUCGCCAAAUAACAAGGGCACCACAAACAACAACAACAACAGUGCCACUGGUCGAAAGGUUUUCGUGCUCAGCGGCCGUCGUCGGAAGAAGAGCAAGACUUACGUCAUUGGCAACAACGCCUUUGACAUCAGUCGAGACCGUUGUCUGGCGNCAAACAAUAGCAACAACAGUGCCACUGGUCGAAAGGUUUUCGUGCUCAGCGGCCGACGUCGGAAGAAGAGCAAGACCUACGUCAUUGGCAACAACGCCUUUGACAUUAGCCGAGACCGUUGUCUGGCANGCCACUGGUCGAAAGGUUUUCGUGCUCAGCGGCCGUCGUCGGAAGAAGAGCAAGACUUACGUCAUUGGCAACAACGCCUUUGA
Rhagoletis zephyria (snowberry fruit fly) is the source of this 1396-nucleotide messenger RNA. The record is from RefSeq and is a predicted model, not a curated record. Lineage: Eukaryota; Metazoa; Arthropoda; Insecta; Diptera; Tephritidae.